AGGAGGAGGAGGAGGAGGAGGAGGAGGAGGAGGCUGUUACCGCCGCCACCGCCGUCAUUCUCUUCCUGCAGCCCUGCAGCAGAGCCCGCCAGUCCGAGCUCUGGGGGCGAGUGGGAGCCGGGAAGGGAGAAGAAAGCUGCCGGCCCCGACGGCCAGGGGAAAGCCACCAGCCCUAACCCUGCAAGCUUCUCCAUCCACAAUGGCAGCAGCACUACCCAGAACCCUUGGAGAGUUGCAGCUUUAUCGAAUACUACAGAAAGCCAAUCUCUUAUUUUAUUUUGAUGCCUUCAUUCAGCAGGGAGGCGAUGAUGUCCAGCAAUUAUGUGAGGCAGGUGAAGAGGAGUUUCUUGAGAUCAUGGCCCUUGUUGGCAUGGCCAGCAAACCACUUCAUGUCCGAAGACUGCAAAAGGCCUUGAGAGACUGGGUCACGAAUCCCAGCCUUUUUAACCAGCCCCUGACUUCCUUACCGGUCAGUAGCAUUCCAAUAUACAAGUUACCGGAAGGAUCUCCAACUUGGCUGGGAAUAUCAUGCAAUAGUUAUGACAGGAACAGUAGCACACGUGAGCCUCAUUUGAAGAUUCCAAAAUGUGCUGCCACGACAUGUGUCCAGAGUGUGGGGGCAGGCAAGUCUGAUGGGAUAGGACACUUGCCCCUGCAGGUCAGCAGUGAUCAGAGACUAUGGCAAGGACACCACACUACAGAGAGUGAGCACAGUCUUUCUCCAGCAGAUGUUGGUUCUCCUGCCUCCCCAAAGGAGAACUCGGAAACGUUGGAUGCCGCAGCCGCUUUGUCAGUGACCGAGUGUGUUGAGCGUAUGGUUCCCACCCUCCCCAAAAGUGACUUGAAUGAAGUAAAAGAACUAUUGAAAAUCAAUAAAAAACUGGCCAAGAUGGUUGGUCACAUCUUUGAGAUGAGUGACGAGGACCCUCACAAAGAAGAGGAAAUUAGGAAGUACAGCGCAAUAUAUGGCAGAUUUGACUCCAAAAGAAAGGAUGGUAAACAUCUCACCCUCCACGAGCUCACAGUUAAUGAAGCAGCUGCUCAGCUGUGUGUAAAGGAUAAUGCGUUGUUGACCCGGAGGGAUGAGCUCUUUGCACUGGCACGGCAAAUCUCUCGAGAAGUUACGUACAAGUAUACUUACCGGACCACCAAGUCGAAAUGUGGAGAAAGAGAUGAGCUGUCACCAAAGAGAAUUAAGAUAGAGGAUGGCUUUCCUGAUUUUCAGGAUGCGGUCCAGAGUUUCUAUCACCAGGAUUCAGUCAAACUUCAGCAAGCAUUGUCCAAAGGGAAGUGUGAAGACCUGACUGCACUUGCUUCACAGCCUGAGAAGAUGAUGGCCAAACAGAUGGAGUUCCUUUGUACCCAAGCUGGCUUGGAGAGGCGGCUUUCCACAGGUCUUUACAGGCAAAACUCAGAGGAACACAGUCCCAAUGGCUUGGCUUUGGAUCACGCGGACGGGCAAGGUGAAAGGCCUUUGAAUCUCCGUAUGUCAGGUCUACCAAAUAGACAUCUGCCACACAUUUCAUUAGAUGGAGAGCCUCACGUAGUGAAGCCUCUUUGCAGUGAGUUGAGUCGACUGUAUGCCAGUGGUGAGGCAAAGUCACAAUCAUCGGAAGGCCUGGGUAUCAUGAAAGAUUUUCCUCAUUCAGCUUUCAGCAACCUCGAAAGAAAGGUCAUAAAGACAGAGCCAGAAGACCCAAGAUAGCCAUGUGUUUUUAAAAAAAAUUAUUUCAGCUACAAACAAGAAACAAAACUAGCCUUAAUAACCGGUGUUGCCUCAUAAGUGAUUUCAUAGCCAAAGCCUAAGAACUGGGACAGUCAUAUUGAGGAACUGACAUAAAAAAAGAAAACCCAACCUCUUGGACAUUGAAACUGUGGUGCAAAGUGGGUACAAACUCUAUGAAGAAAGUGGCUUCAUAAUAUGAGAAAGGUUCACAAACUAAUAUUGUGAGCCCUUGUUAUUUAAGAAUGUAUUGUGUAUUUGUAUAACUUAAAAGUUAAAAACCUAGGUGUUAGAAUGUGUAUUAAGUCCAGUAGAUGUGGCUGCCAUUAUUUUUACUUGAAAUUUUAAUGUCUACUUUAAAUGUAGAUAUAGUAGAUAUGUGUGUGGGUUUGGGUUUUUUAAACCCUUUGUGUGGGGCAGGGGGGUGGGCAGAAUGUGGGAAUGGGAGGAAGAAGCCUGGUAUAACAUUACUUUAACAACGGUUUUGCAAUGUUUCUUUUUAUAAAAAGCAGAAAAUAAGCAAUUCCAUAAAUGUUAUAGUGAUAUAGCAUUUAAAAGAGCUGACUGUAUUAUAACAGGCAUUUUAGUGCUUCUUGAUGUUGAGUCAGUCUCAGAGACUUCAUGAACAUUCAUUUGCAAUGUAUUUAUUUACACUGUAUUUUUUGUCCACUGUUUAAAGACUUGAGGAGGGAAGAAAAAGAAACACAUGAUUGGUUCAUACUCUGUGCUCUGCUCCCAUCGUAAAGGAUUUGUGAUUGAUGCUUCCAGAGAAACAGCCAAAAUGUUGGCAAAGUUUUUGGAAAGUUGCUUAAUUUUUUUUGUUCAGUUGGAAGGCUUCAGAUAACAGAAGAGAUGGAAAAGCAAUGCAAGAAACGUAGACACUCUGAAAUAACCAGCGAAUUCAUAUUUAAAAAAGGAAUGGGGGAUGAAUAUUCUACUGGUACAUGAGUAGGUAAACAGCUGCUUUAGCAGCCUGCUGGACUAUUUGUAAACCAUACGCUGCCUAUACUGUGGACUGAUAACAUUUCCUUUUGAUCCAGUGUACCCACGUCUUAUUCUGUGGAGGAUAUCUUUUGUGUGGGUGGUUUGUUUCUCAAAAGUGCCACACUUUGCCUAUAAUGUAAUGCUUGACUUAUAAGAGUCAUCUUGGUUAUUCACCUCUGGGGUAUUUUGGUGUUGUGUCCGUUGUGCAUAAUACCAUUGUGAUAUGUCACCUUAAGUAGCAGCUCUUUCUCCUCAGCAUUACUUAAGAUUGUGUGGCAGUUAAUCAGGGUUUCAGCACCUUAGUCCAAUCUCCAGAUGUGUUGAGCUACAGUUGCCAUUAUUUCAACUUGGGGGUGAUAGGAGCUUCAAUGCAAUUCAACGGGGGGUGCCAAACUGUGGAAAGUUGUUGAGUUUAUAAAAAUGCCGAAUUUAUUUAGGAGCAGUGUUUUUUUAAGCUACUCAAUGAGGUGGAACAUCAAUUUUUCCCCAAUGUGCAACUGACCAGUACAAUAUUGUGGCAUUUUUUUUAUCGUAUUCAUGUAGUUUCGUGGAACCAUAGUCAGUGGUUCAUUGGCUGCCACUGGUCUACAGAUGGCUACUUUAAGCCUUAGAGUCCUUCCAGAGAGGAGCAAAUGGGUAAUGAAACAGCUGCCAAAUCUUACUGGCCUCCUGCUAUGUCAGACAUGGGCAAACUUGGGCCCUCCAAGUAUUUUGGACUUUAACUCCCAAAAUUCCUAACAGGAAUUGUGGGAGUUGAAGUCCAAAAUACCUGGAGGGCCCAAAUUUGCCCAUGCCUGUGCUAUUUGGUCAUUGUCUUCACAUCUGUGUAGAUGUGAGCUGUGUGUGAAUCAUUUUGCACCCCUGAAACUGUCCAGGUAAUGUCUGAUGCCAUGUAGAUACGUGAGUCGCGGUUCACUAUAAUAUGUGUUUAAUAACUGUAUUACUUGAUUUAUGGAGUCACACUGACUACUAGAAUCACCAGUGCACACAUUUUUAAAAUCAUGUAAGGGAAAAUGUUUUCUGUUAAAGAAAGUUUAACUGAGUUGCGGUCAAAUGUGUUCAGAUGAAUUCUGCAACUCAGUGGAUCGGAAGAAGAAGAAAAAAUGUUCAAUUUAAAGUGGCUCAUUUUACUGUUUUGUGACUUUGCAGCCCAAGCGUGUGUGCCCUUGUUCCCAAAGGUUGCAAAUAGUACUGCCUCAAAUCUGAGGAGUUUCACAUGAUAAGACAGCCAUUACAGGCAAAGAAAGCACAUGUUGCUAUCCGUAGCACAGAACAUCUUGGUCUAAUAAAGUCCACUGUAACGUAGUGUACAUUUAAAUCAGUAGUACAGAUUUAUUUUUUAUAUUUUCACUUGUAUAUGACCUGACUCAGCUGUGUUGUAAGUAGGUUUUCAAAGUGUUGUUUGUUUGUUUUAACAGUCCAGCAGACCAUUUCAGGGCCAAUAAAUAGGCUUUUUGUUUUAUUCUUAAUUUUUUAAAAAAACAUUUGUAGAAUGUCUUACACGACUUUUUAAUUUUUAUCAAAGUAAGCUGAAGUAGCUAAAAAUACUCUUUAAGUCUUUUCUAAUAAACUUUCCUUCGGUCCCUUCUACACUGUCCUUAUAUCCCAGGAUCUGAUCCCAGAUUAUCUGGCAGUGGAGAUUCAUAUAAUCCAGUUCAAAACAGGUAACCUGGGAUCAGAUCCUGGGAUACAUGAAGAGUGUAGAAGGGGACUUUACAAGAUGUACCUUAUUGUUGACAGAACAGCUAGCACAAACAUGCAAACGGCUGUUAAAGAAGUGUCCUUCGCCCAAGUAGGUCACUUCAGAAAACAUAGUGAAAACACAUUUGAAAUUCCUCUUCCUUCAGUUUUCCUCAGGAACACAUCACUUCCAGUCUUGUAACUUAGACUUAUCUCCAGUUUAUUUAUCUUCACCAAUACAGGGAGAGUUUGAUGUGGGAUUAUCUAUGUAACCCUCACUGCCCUUCUGCGGAGAGCAGUUGUGUUGUGUUGAGUGAUAUCACACACGCAGUUGAAUAGACUCCAAAAGCCAUGGCUUUUCAAAUCCACAAAUCCUGCUUACCUUUCAGUCUUAAAAGAUAGACUGCUUUUUAAUGCUAAUCACUGAAAUGUUAUGGUUACAGCACUGUGCUGAAAAUUCAUUCCAUGUUUUUGACCAUUGUUUUUGAUAGAGGAGAAUUUUCUUUGGGGGAAAAAUUGCAGAGGAAAGGGAAAAGAAAUCUCAUUUGGAGAAAUUCUCAUGGGUAGCCUUCAGGAUAUCACACCUGGGAAGGAGGGGCAAGAACGUGUGUGAAUGUCCUAUUUUUUUUUUUAUUGUACUGUCCUCUCCCUAGCAGCAUCCCACACUCCAGUUCAGGCCCAGGGGAAGAUCUCAUCCUUCAGAAAGUCCCGUGGGCAGCCAGGGAAACAGCCGAGUGCUAAAGAAACAUGCCAGAGAAAGAAAAGCACACAGGGCACCACCAUUAACCACACCAUAGAAAUAGACAAGCACUGUACAGGAUUCUUGCUGCCAUAUAUAUAGGGCAGAGAUGGACAACUGUGCAGAGGCCAUGGACGAUGGUUUUCUCCCCAGAACCAUCCCUGCAGUCCACAACCCCCAUGCCAAAGGGCUUCAGUUUAUUUUCUUGACACUUCCUGUCACUGUUUUGAGAAAGACUAGAACAGUGGUUCUCAGCCUGGGGUCCCCAGAUGUUUUUGGCCUUCAAUUCCCAGAAACCCUAACAGCUGGUACACUGGCUGGGAUUUCUGGGAGUUUUAGGCCAAAAACAUCUGGGGACCCCAGGUUGAGAACCACUGGACUAGAAUAAAAUCAGAUAUUUAGGAUGGAGUCCUUUUAAGCAUUUGUGGAUGUUUACAGCUCUGUAGUGCGGGCUUGAGGUGAAAAUUGCACUUAAAAAAUCAGGGUCGAGGGGGUUGUAGAGAUUGGUUGGUGUCUUCAGGAACUACAUGUGGCUUGCAGGCAGAACUUUGGCCAUACCUGAUUGAAGGACUUUCAUCUCCAUCAUCCACAUGAAUCUCUAGAGCAAUACUGUGUGGGGCACUGUGAAGGGUACAAAGUAGUGGCAGCAACCCAGGAAAAUGCUUUGCAAAAAAGAAAAGGGAGGCUCCACUAUAGCUGCUGCUAAUAGUGAAUGUCACCUAUGAGGCCUUGUUGGAGAAUUUCUAUUAUUUCACCCGUCUGCUCCACAGAAAUUAAUGAAACAAUCUUCACCCUUUCCACCCAAUUAUCUUCCCACAAAGAGAGUGAUUGUUUAUGCACAGCUGUGUUGUCAAUAAAACAAAAUGUCUGGUCAAUGGCCUUUUCUUUUCUGGAGGAGGUGGUAAUCAUCAGGCUAAAUGUUAGCUGCAACAGGGUUAUUUUGACCAAAGUGUGAGCCUCGUCUGUCUCUGUCCGUAUUUGUAUUCUUGUCCGUCUGCAUUUGUGUGCCUUGAUGUUACAAAAUAAAAGUCAUCUUUGGCAAA
Molecule: messenger RNA, 6169 nt
Organism: Anolis sagrei ordinatus
Lineage: Eukaryota; Metazoa; Chordata; Lepidosauria; Squamata; Anolidae
Gene: NAB1
Product: NGFI-A binding protein 1
Biological process (GO): negative regulation of DNA-templated transcription
Cellular component (GO): nucleus
Molecular function (GO): transcription coregulator activity; transcription factor binding
Source: RefSeq, a predicted model, not a curated record